This is a messenger RNA of Acromyrmex echinatior (Panamanian leafcutter ant), 2051 nucleotides long. Its product is annotated as p53 apoptosis effector related to PMP-22. The record is from RefSeq and is a predicted model, not a curated record. Gene Ontology annotation, biological process: cell-cell adhesion. Gene Ontology annotation, cellular component: cell-cell junction; membrane. Lineage: Eukaryota; Metazoa; Arthropoda; Insecta; Hymenoptera; Formicidae.
UGAUGAGUACAGAUGGCCGAAUGCAGCGUUAAUUAUUCACGAAUGGUUUUAAUGACAAAGUAUGGAAUUAUCUUAAAAUGACUCAUUGAGUUUACUCGAGGUGUCGACCAGAUGUUAAAUAUGAUCUUGAAUAAAUCUUGAGUCACACUUGAAUUUCUAACCUCUAUAAAUACUUCCACAAGUGUGGUUGACGAGAAUGACGAGUGAUCGUAACCGAGAUUGUGACAAUAGAAGUGACAACUGACAGGUCGAAACAAUACGGAUAAUUAACGCACAUUCUUUCAGAGAGAAAAUCUAGCUUACAUUUCGGAUCCGAGUUCCCCGGAAUGAACCAGACAUCCGAAUAUUCUCGAAAUUAAACAAAGACAUUGCAUGUCAAUGUCACGUGCGAGGGACGGAGAGAGGUUUUUUUUACAAGGAAGAGAACAAAUAGAUUAAAUGUAAAAGGUGUAAUUAACGGCGAAUUCGAUUGGAAGUACUAGUGGAUAUUAAAUCUGAGCGCACAGGUCUUUAGCCACAAUUUAUCAUCAAACUCAACAGGAUUGUGCGUGUCAUGCACUUCCGAGGAAGAUAUUUGUGCAAAUAGAAUGCCUCAACUGACCACUAUCGAAACUCUUACUGUAACCAGACCACUUAAGGAGGGGAGGGUGCCACGACCCCGGAACACUGCCAUCGAUCUGCGAUCCGUCCGCUUCGCGAGAAAGAGACGAAAAGGAGUAAAAAAAAGAAGAGAUAAAAAAAAAGGAGAGAAAACAACCCGUGCGGUGCGCGUUAUAGGGGGUUGCCCUCGUCCGAUAAUACAUUGCGGGGUCCACCAGCGCGACGAAAGCCAUUGACCCCCGAGCCCGUUAAUCAACCCUUCUCCCCACCAUCUACGAGACUUCACGAUCGUCGCGCGGAACCCUCGGCACAACGCGCGUAUCUCGGUGCCCUUUGGUGAGAGAGAGUGCUAGAGGGUGGGUUCUAGCCGCUCCGCGUCCCUUUCGUGAAUCACUGACGUCAAGAUAAGAGAGUACCGAGAAGCAGACAAUGCCUCGUGCGCGCAAUCCGAAAAGAAGCGUGCCAUCGUCGCGUGUACGUCUUUGAAGGAAACGUCACGAAGGAGAAGCUCUCCCCUUGCCCUGACCGGUCGCUGCUGACUCGCGCGUGUUUCUCUUCACGGAUUCGUGAUCGCUUGACUCGGAAGUGAAAUGAUUAUGUAUACAGUCGCCGAGGAUCACAUGGGCGACAACGAGAUCGCGCAGGUGAUCGCGUUUAUAUGCGGGAUCAUAGUGGUGCUGCUGAUGAUAAUGGGCUUGGCGUCGACCGACUGGCUGAUGGCCCUGGGAUGGAGACAGGGCUUGUUCGCUCACUGCAUCGAGGAAGGUGCCCCAACACCACUCCCCUUCAACAUGCCUGAUCCCCCAGGAUGCUACGCAGCCAGGGACAGCGCCUACAUAAAGGCAGCUGCGGCUUUGUGCGUGGUGUGUCUUCUGACAGAUAUCGCCGCGACGAUUCUCACUGGUUUGGGUUUGCGCACACAGGAUCACAGGGACAAACAUAAAUAUUAUAGAUUUGCAGUGUUCUGCAUGGGCAUUGCACUGGUGUCCCUCCUCAUAGCACUGAUCAUAUAUCCCAUAUGCUUUGCAGCAGAAUUGAAUCUCGGAAACCGAACCAACUGGGAAUUCGGUUGGGCGUACGGCGUCGGUUGGGGCGCGGUAAUUUUCCUAGUUGGAGGAGCAGUAUUGCUGUUGUGCGAGAAAGAAAGUGAAGAAAUUUACUAUAAGGAAAAGAAAACCGUUCGUGAUGACAUAGGAAGUGGCGGUUCCAUGAUUGGUAUGGGACAUCACGCUGGACGAAGUGGAACGCAGCUAGCCUAGUGGCAUUGCUCCCUGCCCGAUGUUGUUCUCUAGGUGAUUCGUUUUAUCUUUUUCUGCUCUCACAGUUCGACACAUGCGCAUACGAGAAGGUAUACAAGCCUAUGAAUGGGUUUUUGACAAAACGCAAAAAAAUUACCCUACGGAUUCUUCGACCAAUCUAACUUGGAUACACAAAGUAUCAGCAGUUUAAAU